Besnoitia besnoiti is the source of this 2481-nucleotide messenger RNA. Its product is annotated as transducin beta-like protein TBL1. Lineage: Eukaryota; Apicomplexa; Conoidasida; Eucoccidiorida; Sarcocystidae. The transcript has 9 exons. Gene Ontology annotation, biological process: regulation of transcription by RNA polymerase II. Gene Ontology annotation, molecular function: transcription corepressor activity; protein binding. Bases 1 to 2481 code for a protein of 826 amino acids. The record is from RefSeq and is a predicted model, not a curated record. Gene Ontology annotation, cellular component: histone deacetylase complex.
AUGCGAGUUCACCUGUCUUCUGACGAAGUGAACUUGCUGGUUCACCGCUACUUGCUCGAAAAUGGCUUCCUCCACUCCGCCUUCGCCUUCUCUGCGGAGGCCGCGAUCCCGAAGAACCCGUUCCACGUCGCGCACGCCGAGAAGCUGCCGCCCAACGCGCUGGUUACUCUCCUCCAGAAGGCGCUGCUCUUCAUCUACAUCGAGUACCACACCGAGGACGAGACCGGCCGGCCCAUCCCCUGCGAGGAGACUUUCUCCUUCUUCAAGCGACACGAGUGCUGGACGCGCCGAGAAGCGUCCGGCGACGAACUCAGCUCGCUGGUCGGCGCGGGCGCCGCCCUCGGCGCCGACGCGGCGCGCGGCGCCGGCGACCGCGAGCCGCCCCUCGGCACGCCGCGGAAUGCCAACUCCUUUCAGCUGACGCAGUUCGCCGCCAAGCUGCGCGAAGGCGCCCACCAGCACGCAGCGGCAACCGGCAACAGCGGCAGCAGCGGCGGGAGCGGCGCACCCGCGCCCGUGCCGCCGCUGGAGCCCGAGGGGUUCGCGGAGGACGGCGGCCUGGGAGCGGACCGCGGCGCGAGCGCCCUCCGCGGCAGGCGGGGGACCAGCGUCGCUGGCGGCGCUGGUCCCCGCGGAAAGAAACGCGCGCGCGCGCACUACCGCGGCGGACCGGCGGGCGCUGCAGGCGGGAGCGGGGCGGACACGCCAGACUUGCUGCUCAGCGGGUCCUCGCAGGCGGCGGCGAGUCUCUCUGUGGAGGUGGAGCGGAAGGCGGCUUCGCUGGGCGAGGCUGAAGGCUGCGCCGCCUCUUCCGUGGCUGCAGAGAGCGACGGAGGCGGCGCGUCGAACUCGGCUCUGGGGGCGUAUAGCGCCGUCGACGUCGCAGAGGGGCAGAUCUACGUAGGGCUGCCGCGCCACGCCUGCGAGGAGAAAGUCGCGGUGAAGAACUUCAUCCGCCUCCUCCCGGGACAGGACGGCGACUCCGGCGCUCUCUCAGAGUGGAGUCCCGUCGAUCCCUGCCUCAUCGUCACCAACUUCGCUGCGGGAAGCCCGUGGCUCUAUCGUCUGCCUUCUCUGGAGAUCUCCGGUCCUGGUGCGUUGGCGCCUUGGCGCGAACUCGCCGGGCCCCGCGUCGCUGGCGCGCUCAACCCUGGCUCUUCUGCUCACUGGAAGAGCGACGGCGAGCUGGUCGCGACGGGGUACGAGUCGGGCGACGUCCUCGUCUGGCAUCCCACGGAGCCGGUGUGCGUGGCAUCGCUGGCAGUUUCCCGCACGUCAGUCAUUUGCACUGCGUUCUCGCCCGACGGUCACUUCCUCGCGGCCGCAUGCGCAGAUGGCGCCGUCGUCAUCUGGGAGUUGCGGCGCCGCGACAAAAGCGCGAAGAAGCUGCGCGAGCCGGUCCGCGCCGGCGAAGACCGAGACGGCGAGAGUGGCGGGAAAACGCCCGCGGCGGACGGCGCCAAGAAGCGGGAGCACGCAGAAGCCGCCGAUGCGAGAGACGACUUCGAGUUUGUUCGCGUGCACGCCUACCGCCACAGAGGUGAGAGACUCCACGCGCGCGCGACCCCACCGUCCUCGAUGCCGGAGCGCCCCGCGCGGAGCCUCUCUUGUCUGUGUGCGGCUCGGUACCCCGCACCUCGACAACCGCGUGUCGCACUGUCUCUCUCUCUCUCCCUCGGGGGGGCGGGCGGGGCGGCGCCUUCGCUGCAGACUGUGACGACUCCGCUGGCGUGUGCGGCGAGGAGUGCGGAAAACGAGAAGAAGAAAGUGAAGCGCGAGAAGGAGGACUCCACGGGCGGCGCGGCUGCUUCGCCGCGGAGCAAGAAGGGCGAGGAGGAGACCGAACUCGAGGUCGGCGCGCUCCCGGCCUUUCCCGCGCGCAGCGCCGAGGAGGAAGAAGAGAAGAGCAAGAACGGGGCUGGAGUGAAUGCAACGGCGGAGCUCGCGGAGAGCAGCGAGGCUGAAGUCGCCUCUCUCCGCUGGAACGCUAGCGGCACGCUCCUUGCGAUUGUCGACUCCUCUCCAGUUGUGAAGCUGUGGCAACUUGACGACCCCCAGGCGCCGCUCAUCGAGCUCUCGGCGCACACAGAGCCUGUGAUCAAGGCGGAGUGGAGAGACGGCGGCCCAAACGAUACUCAGGAGUUCCUCGUCACCGUCGCCAUGGAUCGCCAGUUGCUUCUGUGGGAUUUAGCCUUCUCUAAGGAAGCCCCGACGAAGAGCGUGGCAUACAACUACCCCCCGACGUCUCUGCGCAUCAGCGGAGACGGCAGCAGGCUCGCGGUCGGGACCUACGACAGCGUCGUGCACGUUUACUCCCUGCCAUCACUCACUGAAGUGGCUUCCAUUAUCGACCCGCAUAUGGUCAUUCCUCACAUCACCUGGAGAAGCACACACGACAGCAUCGCGUACAACGUCUUCAACAUGGGUCGGACCAUUGUGGUGAUGGCGGACGAGAAGGCUGAGGACGAGAAUGCGGAGUAG